CACGUCUCUGUGUGUGUGUGAGCCUCGGCGCUGUGUGGGUGUCAGUUGGUUCUCGCGCGCGACGCACCAUUGUUGUUUGCAGUAGACUCGCGGCGUUCGUCCGGCCACGGCCUUUAUACGCUCCUACCAAAACUGCCGGUAAACAAAAUAAUGAGUGUACAACAUAACGUGCAUCGCGAGUGCAACAAGCUGUGUGUGAUAAGAAUGUAAUAGGUGUUGUGUUUAAACGGUGUGCGUUUUUGAACGUGUUUUGGAGUUUGGCGUGUGGAUAACGCCAUGCCCGUGUUUAGAUGUAACUCAGAGCAAAACCAGACGGAACACCUCAGCUUUAGCAUUUUAAGUUCAACUUGACAUAAGUUAUCUGUGAUCUCACUUAGUUAUUAGAACUGUCGCCUAAAUAGAAUAAGUCGGACAAUUGUCAGAUGUAAAUUUUUUUGGUGAAGAAUAAAAGUUCACGUUGUAUAUUGGAUAUCAUGGGAUCAUGAAGUCAUGGAUGACAGAUAGUAUGAGUUGUUGAAGGAUGGGAUAAUGGAAGUAGGGGCGUUAGGUUGUUGAAGAUGCCGCAUGCGCACUCGAGUUCAGCGGCGAGCUCGGGCGGCGACGACCUGGGCUCCACGGACGAGGUCAAAGUAUUCAAGGACGAAGGAGACGAAGACGAGAAACGCAGCUCGGAGAACCUUCUAGAAGAGAAGUCUAGUCUUAUAGACUGGACCGAGAGUGAGGACAAGUCUGGCGAGCCUUACUCCGGCAAGUUAUCGGUGAAGUCCGAUCUUAGUCCUGUUUUUGGUAAAUUCGAACCGCACCCAGCGGCCGGCUUCAACAUGGGAUACCUCAUGGCGCCGUACCCCUACCCCAAUGGGGGAGCUCACCCCCUACCCGUGUCCAUGACGGGUAAAAUGGGUCUACCAGCUGGAGGCAGCCUCUCCUUAUUCUGUCCCGGAGGAGACCUGGGCCAACCUCCACCAGCACACAUGGGCAUCCCCCCUCCAUACCAGCUCGAUUCAAAAUUAGCGGCCGGUCUGGCUCGUACGCCAAUGUACACCUUCCCCGGGGGAACGUAUCCCUAUCCCAUGCUCAGUCCCGAGAUGUCGCAAGUGGCUUCCUGGCAUACUCCCAGUAUGUAUCCGAUAUCAUCAGCGGCCAGUGGAUUCCGCAGUCCAUACCCUACCACGCUGCCAAUCAGCACAUCUAGUCUGUCAAGCGAGCUGUACCGGUUUUCACCGACCUUGGGCGGGAGUCUGGGUUUGGGUUUGAGUCCAGCUCUGGUGCCGCCGCCCCCAUCAAAGAGUGAUCUCUUCACUCAUCAUUCGAGGUCACAGGACAAGGGCACGAGUAGUAGUAGCGUGUCUGAUAAACAGUCGGACAGUUCUAAUAGUAAGGAACAGAACAAGAAGCCGCACAUCAAGAAGCCGUUGAAUGCCUUCAUGUUGUACAUGAAGGAGAUGAGGGCGAAGGUGGUCGCGGAGUGCACCCUCAAGGAGUCGGCGGCCAUCAACCAGAUACUGGGAAGACGGUGGCAUUCCUUGAGCCGCGAGGAGCAGGCAAAGUACUAUGAGAAAGCGAGACAGGAGAGACAGCUCCAUAUGCAGCUGUACCCGGGCUGGAGCGCCAGAGACAACUACGGUUACGGUUCCAAAAAGAAAAAGAGAAAAAAGGACCGCGGUCCAGCCGAACUGGGAGGGAAUAAUUUGAAGAAAUGCCGUGCGAGGUAUGGCCUGGAUCAACAGAACCAGUGGUGUAAACCUUGCAGGCGGAAGAAAAAGUGCGUCCGUUACAUGGAAGCCCUAGCGGCGGCUACGGGGACGGUCAGCCUGCCGAUGGCGACUCCGCAGUCCCCGUGUUCCGAUGAGGACGUGAAGCUGGAGGAGCUCUCGGACGCCUCCAGUGACGAGGCAGACACGCCUCUCACCUCCGCCUCGAGCCCGGGGGGCUUGAGCGCCCUGUCCUCUCUGGCGUCGCCGGCCUCUGACCCUCCACCGCCACCUCGCAACCCCGUGGGCACUAACCCCCGCGACGCCAAUAACCCCCUCUCCGUGGGUCAGCUGACCUCCCAGUCGUGGCCCCGAGCCGCCCAGCCGAGGCCCGGACACGAGGUCAUCUCCGUGUCAUAGUGACGGCGCACGUCCGUCGCCCGCGCUAGCACGGACGAGACUGAAACGAAACGGCGACAGUUUAUAAAAUUUGAAUUUCGAACCUCGUUGUAUUCUAAAACGAUUUCGACUCUUUAUGGACACUCCGAUGACGUCACUCGACCCGUAUCCUCGUUCGGAUUUCGGUUCUCAUUUAGACUGGAAUCAAAGCUCGUCAUACAACGCACGGAGUCGUGAUCGUGUUAUGAUAUAACCAGUGUACGGUUGGUGUUAAAGACAACAGUGUUUGCGGAAAAUAAUGACCGUAGUGACAUCUAUCGAUUUAGUGAGGAACGUUUAGCGCCAUCUAGUUGGCGGGUUCGGAAUCAGGUCGUGGUUGUGAUAUUCAAGGUACCGGUGACAGACCGACAGACAUAUAGAGCUCUAUCGGGUGCUAAUAACACGGGUUGUAGGACGGGCCUGAGGAACACCGACAUCCGACCGAGUCAGAAUCGAUACAAGUACUAACAUAUUAUUAUAGGCCUAAUGCAUUUACAUCACCGGAUGUCCGGUGUGCCUCACACCCGCCCGUUCUGUGAAUUUGUAUAAUACUUUUAAAUAUAUAUCAUCAAUAGUAGCUCCCGAGCUGAUCAUAACUAAUCAAUACAUUGAUCUCAACACUGUGAAGCCGCGAGUCGCGUGCUCGUGUCGCCGAGCGCUCGCAGCCACUAGUCGCAGUCUGUGCCAUCGCCGACUCAUUCACCUUCAUAUUAAUAGAUUAACUCACAGUCACGUAACUUCUUUCUGUGCCUUUGAAUGUAUUCAGUGUUUUAUCUAUGGACUCGGCGAUCGUUGGAAACUCGCCUCUAUCGCUCUCUCAAUACGGAUUCUAAUCUGAUUUCUCGACGGCCGCAGCGGAAGGUUCCAUGUAAUGUUAGCAUUUUUUAUUUUUAGUUGUAAACACCCUUCGCCGGCGUGUAAAGUAUUUUUGUUUAAGUUACGGCGGGGGGGUUGCGUUUUUCCGUUGUGCGGAAUUAAUUAGACUGUCUUAGAUUAGAUUAGUCGAGUUUACGAGUUAUGAUGUGACAAACGAAAUAUUCCAUUAACGAAGCACAGUACGGUCGGCGCGGGCCGGCGCGGGCCGGUGCGGGCCGGCCGCGUAUACAGGCGGUGUUGUAUAAAGUCUUAGUUAUAUUCUAACUGUGUCAUAUUAGGUCCUAAGUGUAUUAUUCUACUUGCAUAUACAUUAUACAUUAUUGAUAUAAAAAAGAUGUUUAAAAAUAUUAGUCGAACGACGAGAGGAUACUGCAUGAUACAUAUCUGACGUAAGUUAUUGUGAACCGACGACCCUGAGCGUGCGCUCGUAUGUAAAUAAAUCUAUAAAAUCGCGGAAUUAUUUAGAGACUUUUUUUUUAUGAUGAAAAAAAAAAGCUAUGAUUGCAUUUAUUAUUAUAACGAUAAAGAUUAGUUCACACGGACGUUCCCGGAUGGUUUGUUUUAGUCCAACAGGCUCUUUUUGUUGUUUUAUUGUUAUUAUUAAGAAUUUUAACGUUGUUAAAUGCAAUGUCGAACCACGCAUGGCUUACAGCGACGAGUGACUCCAGUAUGACUACUGACGGAACAUUGUUUAUCCGAAUGAUUUUAUUUAUGUAACGCACUGAUCCAACACGAGCUACAAUACCUUCGACGAUAAUCAUAUUAAUUAAGGUGUGAUUUUGCAUGAAAACUUGUGCAAUACUGAAAUAUUAUGGGUACUGUAUAGUUGAGUAAAUAUAAAUUAGAUUCUCCGUAAAUUUGUUUUAAGGCUAUACAUUUAUAUGGGAUUCGAUUGUGUUCUAAAUUGUUUAUUAUUAUUAUUAUUAUAUAUUUUUUUUAAUUUUCAAACCGUCUGCUUUCUCUGAGCGGAAGUGCCAAACCAUCUCAGAAGCAGCGGCCGCGGGGUGAACGGGCAGUAAACUCUUCAUAUAAUCUGUGCCAAAUUGAACUUGUAACCGGUAUGUUUGGAUACCUAAUACCUCUGAAAGGUCUUUAUGUUGAUAGAUUUUAUAGGUUGUUUUUAUUGUUAAGAUGGUAAAGACAAGGCUCUUGCUAAAGCUAGUUAUUAUUAUUAUUAUUUUUUUUUUUGUAGGAAAAAAAAUUGUCAAAUUAGAAAACUCAAUUAUUAGGUCUGGACCCGUGUCUUGUGUUCAGUUAAAUGAAUAUUAUUUUAAUAAACAGCAUAAAAUUGUA
Molecule: messenger RNA, 4298 nt
Organism: Danaus plexippus (monarch butterfly)
Lineage: Eukaryota; Metazoa; Arthropoda; Insecta; Lepidoptera; Nymphalidae
Gene: pan
Product: protein pangolin, isoforms A/H/I/S
Biological process (GO): regulation of transcription by RNA polymerase II; canonical Wnt signaling pathway
Cellular component (GO): beta-catenin-TCF complex
Molecular function (GO): RNA polymerase II cis-regulatory region sequence-specific DNA binding; DNA-binding transcription factor activity, RNA polymerase II-specific
Source: RefSeq, a predicted model, not a curated record